Molecule: messenger RNA, 1217 nt
Organism: Amoebophrya sp. A120
Lineage: Eukaryota; Dinophyceae; Syndiniales; Amoebophryaceae
Source: the annotation of a GenBank genome assembly
AUGUACGUGUACGUCUGUUACCUGUAUGAAAUGCAAAAAUGUCUGGGUCUGCAAACUUGUGAUGCUAAAAUGUGCAUGAUGAAAACACUUUCGAAUGCAGUCUGGCAUGAGAACUUCCCAAAACGCUUUCUCAUAGGCAAUCCGCAUGAGAAGCUGCGUUUUUGCAUGACAAAAGAGGCUGCGACUUUUGUUCGUUAUGCAAUACAGAUUUUCUAGGUAUGGAAAGCUAGCAUUACAAGUCCCAACCUUCCAGACCCAGACAUUUUUACAAUCCAUAACCUGCACCCCUUGACGAUGGCGCGGCUGGAGCGGGAAGAGAAAGAGCAGGAGAUGGCGCAGGCGGCCUCCGAUUGGGCGAGCCACUACAACGUGCAACAGGCGGACUAUACGUCGGCGCAAGGGGGGCUCUUUGGCGUGACGCCGUCCGGCGGUUUGCCGAACAACCGGGGCACGCACGGGGGAGUGUGGGCCGGUCCUUCCUCUUUUCGCGGCACGGCGGCCGAUAUUCAAGUAGAGAAAAAAACUGUCUUGGUACAAGUGUAGCUGGCCUGGGAAUGAUCGUGGCUACAGCAUAUAUAAAUUUGCUCUGCAUGACAGAGAAAUUAUGUUAUCCUGUCAUGCGCCGCGCCUAGUAUCAGUGAACGCACGUUCGUAUGAAAGAAAGGAAGACUAGGACACUAUGCCUGGCUUCUAGCAUGACGAGUGAUAUAUUGUGUGAGUACAACGUGCGUAUCAUUCAUUACAGACUUACACCCGACGCACAGUUUAUUUUUUUUUUUUGCAUAGCGAUAGCUGGCAGCGGGCAGCCGUCCUGGGGCGGACCAAGCUCCUUCGCCGGAAUAUGACACCCUCAGAAUGGAAAUCCUCAAAGUGGAAAUAAUUUGUGAUGCAUGAAAUGCGACACCAAAAAGACUGUAUUGCAGAGAACGCAAUGGAGGCCGACUACGGUGCUUUACGGGUUCAGAAUUGGGCCGGUGAUUAGCAUGAGAGAAUGGCACCCCUUUGCCUGACUAGCAUGAGAGACACAUUUUGAGUGCCCGGGAAAUUUGUCAUGCGCCGACUACAAAUGGUGCUCCAACUGGACUCGUUUUUUUGCAUUACAAAUUAUUUUCACUUUGAGGAUUUCCAACCUGAGGCUUUCAUACGGAACGGCUCGGGGCGGUGGAGGGGACUGGUCCUCGUGGAACGGGGCCGGACAGUACGGCAGCGGCGCCGGG